ACACAACAGUAACAACCGAGUCUUAGUUUUUAAGCUUUAAGGUAGUUUGUAGUUGGGAAGUUUGUGGUGUCACUUAGUCAAUAUGUACAAAUACGUAGCGGUCUUUCUGGUCCUGGUGCAUUGUUCGCUAUCGGAUUAUCCAACAUAUUUCAUAAAACAAUGUCAAAAGCACGACGAGAACGUGAACCAAUGUCUGAAGCAGUCGGCGAAUUUCUUGGUGUCCAACAUGCGUCAAGGCAUCCCAGAAAUUGGGAUAACGGAACCCGAGCCAAUAGUGAUCGACGAGAUCCAGUUAGCUUUGGGAAGUGGACCGGAUGGAUACAGGGCCGUAUUCAAGAACAUCAGGGCCUUCGGCGUCAGCAACGUCACCGUCACUAACGUUAGGUCAGACAUUGACACAAACCAAUUCCAAAUAACUAUGUACAUUCCAAAGAUUUCCGCCAGGGCUCAGUAUGAAUCGUCUGGGGUGUUGAUCUUGGUUCAAGCUUCCGGAGGUGGAGACUAUUGGGGAGAAUAUGAGGGUGUGAAAGUCAAAGUUUACUUCAAAGCCCAACCAAUAAAUGUUGGUGGAAGAACUUACCUAAGACUGCAACAACUGAAAAUGGAUUUCAGCGUAAAAGAAAUCAGUAUGGGUGUUGAAAACGUCCAUAACGGAAAUAGUGUUUUACAAGCUGCUUUGAAUCUGUUCAUCAACUCCAACGGCCAAGAGUUGCUGAAAGAAAUGAAACCAGCGCUUAAGAAGAAGCUGAUAACAUUGAUGAAGAACUUUGUCGAUAAUUUGUUUGAAAAGAUCCCUUACGACGCGUGGAUCGUAUGAAGUACCUAAUUUAUAUUAGAUUCGUUAAGAAUUUUUGAUUUCACAAAGAUGUAUUUAAGUAUUUAUUAAGUUAUUAAUAAAAUGUAUUAAUAGUU
This is a messenger RNA of Aethina tumida (small hive beetle), 912 nucleotides long. It is a transcript of the gene Jhbp2, whose product is annotated as protein takeout. The record is from RefSeq and is a predicted model, not a curated record. The transcript is spliced from 5 exons. The coding region runs from base 83 to 817 and encodes 244 amino acids. NCBI's taxonomy places the organism in Eukaryota, Metazoa, Arthropoda, Insecta, Coleoptera, Nitidulidae.